AUGUUGGUAUUUUUGGUCUUACAUUGCAAUGCACUAAUAGGAAAACAACCUGAUCGAUCUGCGAACAAACAUGGUUGUGGUCGUCAUGGGGAUAUUUGUACUACCACUUCUGAUUGUUGCGGUCAUGAUGAUCCCGUAAGUGGUCACUGUGUUCUUUGUACUGGUAUUAUGGCUGGUCUCACUGGUAAAGGUCGUCGCAAAUGUAGUUGCAGUUCUUAUUCUGUUGCUGUUGAUCCUGUUACUCAUCGUAUUGCGACUGAUAUUUGUGAUGGUCGUGAUCGAUCUGGUACCCGUGUUUGUCGCACACGUGUUGCUCCCCCUGGUCACUCGUAUUAUCGUGGUGAUGAGUACUACAAAAGUCAUGGGAAAAAAGGCUAG
Molecule: messenger RNA, 378 nt
Organism: Rotaria sp. Silwood1
Lineage: Eukaryota; Metazoa; Rotifera; Eurotatoria; Philodinida; Philodinidae
Source: the annotation of a GenBank genome assembly